UUCUCAAAUUGACAUUUGGUUUUUUUGGAAGCAACGUAAAACACGUGUGAGCGACAAAUUUAUUUCAAUUGUUUUGUUAAAAAUUAGAAGCCAAAAUGUAUCUGAUGUACACUUUAAAUGAAAAAGGAGAACGCGUUUACACGCUGAAGAAACGCACUGAAGAUGGAUUUCCAACGAUCUCUGCUCACCCAGCACGUUUCUCGCCGGAAGAUAAAUACUCACGUCAUCGUUUGACCAUCAAAAAACGUUUCGGUUUGCUGAUCACACAACAACCUGAACCAGUCUACUAAUUUUGAUACCUACAUAAUGUCUGUACCUUGAUAAGUUCGUUUUUAAGUAAAUAUGAUUCAAAUAUGCAUAACAUAUUUUAUUAACUAAGGCUUAAAUAUGAGUAAAUAAACACUUUAUAUUAACUAAAAAAUAA
This is a messenger RNA of Bactrocera tryoni, 424 nucleotides long. RefSeq names its product H/ACA ribonucleoprotein complex subunit 3 (gene Nop10). Bases 96 to 290 code for a protein of 64 amino acids. Gene Ontology annotation, cellular component: box H/ACA telomerase RNP complex; box H/ACA snoRNP complex. The transcript is spliced from 2 exons. Gene Ontology annotation, molecular function: box H/ACA snoRNA binding; telomerase RNA binding. NCBI's taxonomy places the organism in Eukaryota, Metazoa, Arthropoda, Insecta, Diptera, Tephritidae. The record is from RefSeq and is a predicted model, not a curated record. Gene Ontology annotation, biological process: rRNA pseudouridine synthesis; positive regulation of telomerase RNA localization to Cajal body; ribosome biogenesis.